GCUCACACAGGAAGGCGAACUGCAGUUGAACUAAAACUGUGAAGCACUAAGACAAGUUUAACAGACAAAGUAAUAAAAUGCCUGAAAAGAACAGUAUUAGCUUUAAAAGAGUGCUGCUCAUAUUUCUUCUGAUAUUUGGAGUAUUUUGGAAGCAGUGUGACUCACAGGUGAUGACAGAAGAAGCCAACAAACCUCCAGAUGACACUCGAGCAAAAGAAGGUCGUGGAGGAGACGGCAGCGCCUUCUUCGCCCAGCGGAGCUGCCACCAGUUGCUGAAGGGCGACUCCGGGGACUUCUACUCCCCGGACUACAUGUGCUCCAACCCCCCCCUGUGGUGUAACUGGACCAUCCAGGUGGCCCCUGCCUGGAGGAUCGACCUGUACCUGGAGGACCUGACCCCUGACGACGCCUGCCACCUCAAAGACGACCAGGUGCACGUGGACGAGCCCACGGGACAUUUUGGGGGCACCAACGUCCUGCAGAAGUGCUGGAAAGAGGCCAAAUACACGUCGUCCUCCAACACUCUGUACGUGGUGCUGCUGAUCGGGGGUUGGCCCACCCCACCCUACAGGGGCUUCUACGGACGAUAUCAGGCCUUCGGACCCCCCGUGGUUUACAACCCUCAGGAGGGACUACCAGAAACAAACAUGGGGUCACAAUCUCUUCCUUCUGGACUCUUGGAGUUAAAUGAACGUCCAGAUCCAAAUCCUGAUCUCAUGUAUGACUUCAACAAUCAGCCUUCAGAGAUGACUGCCGAGAAAAAGGAGAAUGAGGAGGGUGCGGACACUGAGGUGGUUGAAAAUCAACGUCCAUCGUUGGAGAGCUACAGCCAGUUAAAAGCCACUCCCACAGUGGAAUCAUCCACUCAGGUAACGUCUCGAUGGGGCAGAGAAGCCUCUCAAACCCCUUCAGGCCCGUCAGAUUCAUCCGUCCCUCCCCAGCAGGAGGAGGAGGGUCAGAACCAGAACCAGGAAGAGGAGGGUCCGAACCAGGAGAAGGAGGGUCCGAACCAGGAGGAGGAGGGUCCGAACCAGGAGCAGGAGGGUCCGAACCAGGAGCAGGAGGGUCCGAACCAGGAGCAGGAGGGUCCGAACCAGGAGCAGGAGGGUCCGAACCAGGAGCAGGAGGGUCCGAACCAGGAGCAGGAGGGUCCGAACCAGGAGAAGGAGGGUCCGAACCAGGAGCAGGAGAGUCAGAACCAGGAGAAGGAGGGACCGAACCAGGAGAAGGAGAGUCAGAACCAGGAGCAGGAGAGUCAGAACCAGGAGCAGGAGAGUCCGAACCAGGAGCAGGAGGGUCCGAACCAGGAGCAGGAGGGUCCGAACCAGGAGCAGGAGGGUCCGAACCAGGAGGAGGAGGGUCAGAACCUGCAGCUCAAACCCACUGAAGUCAUCUCGACAGCUGCUGUGGAGGAAGCUUCGACACAUCCAGAGGAAGCUACUGCUGCAGAGAAGGAGAAGUCUGCAGACGAUAAGAGCAGAAAGGAGGUCACCGAGGCCUCGGAUCAACUUCCUGUCCCCUCAGAGGAACCAGAACCAGAACUAGAACCAGAGGAGACUCAUCCUCAUCCCAACAUGGUGGAGCCGCUGUCGGACCAGAGAGCGCACCCCCGCAUCAGAAAUCACUCUGGAAUUUCACAUCUUCCUGGUGAUUACCUGUUUGAAGUGGCUGUGGAAAUGAACUUCAGUCCAGAUGUGGAGGAGAGCUGGGACAACCUGGCCCUGUCCCUGCUGUUCUCUGUGGAGGCUUUGAUCAGUAAGGAGCUGGAGAAUCUGCACACGCCGCUGUCCAUGUCGUCUGAAAGAACAAAAAGGCUGAGUGCUGGAGCGCUGUUCAUCGUGUGGCUGCAGCUGGAUCAGGGUCCUGGAGGUCUGCAGGUCCACAGGACGCUGCACUCCGCCCUGCAGGGACUCAUCUCAACACACGUGGGCGUCGGAGGAAACGGCAGGAAGGCUGUCAUCCUCUCCGUGUCCACUGCAGAUGUGGACGAGUGUCUGUCGCAGCUGAUGCGCUGUGACCUUAACGCAGACUGUGAGAACCGGUUCGGAUCGUACUCGUGUCGCUGCAGGUCAGGUUUCCACGACGAGUCCCUCCUCGGGUCGGCAGGAACUGUGUGUGUGAAUCAGAACGCUGCAGGCUGCAGCUCGUCCUCAGAGUCUCGAGGCGUCUACGUUCUCUUCUUCCUGCUGAGCUCGGUGCUGCUGCUGCUGCUGGGGGCCGCCGGGCUGCUGUACCUCCGCCACCACAGGGGGGCCUUCCUGCUGCGGGGCCACGCCGACCCCAACAACAACAACAACAACACCAACAACACCGCAACCCACCACUAUCAUGCUGACUCUGAGCUGCCCCCCCCACCCCCUCCUGCCCGGGGCUUCAGGGAUGUCCCGCUGCUGCGCUUCAGCUCCCUGCAGCCGGGGGGGCAGGGAGGGAAGAUGUGAGCAACAGAGCAUCUUUAAAAACAUUUAGGUUAUUUAGUUUGAUUUCAGUUUCAUCUGAUGCGGUUCACUGUCUGAAUUAAAGCACAACAAAGCAGCUUGUGUUUUCUGUCUCUUUCUAUUUUUUAACUUUUUUAAAUAGACCGCCAAAAAACAUACGUGGCAAUGCUUGCAUAACGGCACCUGUUGUACACUGACUUUUGAUACUAACGUGUACAAAGUGCAUUUAUCCUUCAAGGAUAAGGCUAUAGCCUAUAUGUAAGGAAAUAUAAGCUGUAAACUAUAUGUAAAAUGUAAACGACUGAAUAGAAAAUAAUAUGUAUCCUCUACUGAAUAGGAUGCAUAACAGAUGGACAAAUUAAACUCAUAUUUGCAGCAUGGACAUAGAAUAAACCUUGCAGCAGCAUCAAAAAGUCUCCGGUCUACUCAUAUCUUUAUUUUACGUCAAUGGUGGACAUGUAAGACUUAAACUCAGUGCUACCUGUUAACCACUUGGUGUUGACAAAAUGGUGAUAUAUAUGUGUUGUGUUGUUGCAUUAUUCCUCUAUUUCUAGUGUUCAUGUCCAUAAUGCCACAUUUAAAUUCAGGAAUGCACCUGAUUAUUCGGCGUGACUCUCUGGCCGAAGGGAACUCCAGCAGCAGGACGUCCGGCCUGUUGUGACGCCUGAGUUUCAGCCGGCUCCUGCAACACUGUGAGCAUGCUGCAGGGACUGAGUGAAGUCCAGAGCGCUUUAAUAGGCUUACAGCAGCUAAUCCAGGGCGGUGGGCCGUCACAUGGGGAGUCUGCUGACCUCAGCCUGCUUUAUUACAGGGUGACUGUUCCUUCAGCCCACAACAAGGCUUCUCUUCAGCGGAUGUGCUAUACACAGAGUUUCAAUAAAUGUAAUCAGAGGUGGGAAGUAGUGGAGU
Notothenia coriiceps (black rockcod) is the source of this 3344-nucleotide messenger RNA. RefSeq lists its product as uncharacterized. NCBI's taxonomy places the organism in Eukaryota, Metazoa, Chordata, Actinopteri, Perciformes, Nototheniidae. The transcript has 11 exons. Gene Ontology annotation, molecular function: calcium ion binding. Bases 78 to 2438 code for a protein of 786 amino acids. The record is from RefSeq and is a predicted model, not a curated record.